Molecule: messenger RNA, 933 nt
Organism: Anopheles coustani
Lineage: Eukaryota; Metazoa; Arthropoda; Insecta; Diptera; Culicidae
Exons: 9
Coding region: 1-933 (310 amino acids)
Biological process (GO): regulation of cell differentiation
Cellular component (GO): membrane
Source: RefSeq, a predicted model, not a curated record
AUGUUUUCACUCUGCGCAAAGCCGGCCAACGCCAGCGGCUCGUCGAGGGCGUCGCAACAGCUGCAGCACGGUACCUGUAAAAGUUGCAACUCAACGGUAGGAAAACAGAUCAAAGGAGGAUACUUAUUGCGCUACAAAAAGCAAGUCCUGUGGAGCCGUUGGUCGGAGGAAUGGGUUGUGCUGUACGAUGACUCCACUAUGGCCUGGUUUACGGAACCGGGUCGCUCGUCACCUGCCGGAAAGAUCCUGGUCAAGGAGGCACCGGAAAUGCUGGCGAUAGCACACUGGACCGGACAAAUACCCCGGCGGCCACCGCUCCCGGAUGGCGUCAGCGUGUCGCAGCUCAUCGCACUCGGCUCCCGCCGGAAGCGCUCCAAAGUCUACUGGAUGAUAGCAAAGUCGGAAGAGGAAGUCAGCGACUGGAUUGCCGCAAUCACGAAAACGCUGCCGCCACCGCCACAGAUCGAGCUGGUCGUCGAUAAACCACACCUAAUGGGUGUCCUGCGGAGACCGAUCGUACGGAUACGACCCGCCACCAGCACGGAGGUUUCGGCUAGGCGGAAAAAUCGGCACACCAUCGAGCACAACACGACGAAGGUGAAGGGCGAGGCGGCCGUUGCCAUCAUCAAGAAGAGCGCGCAGGACAACGCGGAACCGAAGGGAUCGCUGGCCUGUGCCCUGCCCUGGGGCCACGGUUGGGGUUGGGCGACCCUACCGAACGGCAUCUGGAGCGGGGCACUUACCUGGUCCCAGUGCGAGGAUUCAAUCACGCUGCAUGCCCUCCCCACCACCCACUGUACCAACAUGAUAGAAGCGCCGUGUGCUGGUGGGAUCUACCACACCGACGUCGGACCGUUCGACUUCCACGGCAUCGAGGACGUGGGGGGUGAAGACUUUGACUACGCGAUGGACUGUGGAGAUUUCAUCUUCUAA